Messenger RNA from Echinococcus granulosus, 1677 nucleotides. Its product is annotated as Zinc finger protein castor. The transcript has a single exon. Gene Ontology annotation, molecular function: DNA-binding transcription factor activity, RNA polymerase II-specific; RNA polymerase II transcription regulatory region sequence-specific DNA binding. The coding region runs from base 1 to 1677 and encodes 558 amino acids. Gene Ontology annotation, biological process: regulation of neuron differentiation; positive regulation of transcription by RNA polymerase II. Gene Ontology annotation, cellular component: nucleus. Lineage: Eukaryota; Metazoa; Platyhelminthes; Cestoda; Cyclophyllidea; Taeniidae. The record is from RefSeq and is a predicted model, not a curated record.
AUGGUACCCCAAAAUCAACAGGUAUUACCUCUGAGCUGUGAAUAUAGCAACGGCGCCAAUGCAAGCACUCCUAGCAUCACAGCAAGCACGACCACAACAACAACAUCAGCUACAACCACCCCUAAGCCUUCACCUCCACAAUCCAUAUCACCGAUUUCGGAUCCACAAGAUCUCAGCUCAACUGCAAAACUUCUCCAACGCGCCUCGAGGAUUACUGAAAUGUGUUGGCAGAGGUUUCAGAACCCCGUAGCCUCCUCUCCACCUCCAGACUGCGAGGAUACACAACUCGUGGAACAAGUGCUUGAAGAAGUUCUUCCCUCCCUGAAGCUCUUUAAGGAUGUCCCAUCCUGCAACAAUGAACAAUGCUCUCUCAAUGGCACGGGUAUUGGUCACUUCCACUGUUUCCGCACUGGAUGUAUGGACACUGUGGAGAUGGAUCUAGACGACAGAAUCCCUGCAUUUGAGGAGACUGCAACCAUUUCCAGUGGAGAUAUGGACUCUUGGCGAGAGCACUGGUUCAUGCACGCGUGGCAGUCCAUCCUCAGCAUCAUCGGUUUUACUUGUUGCAGAGAGGAAACUUGCAAUUCUAGUAAAAGUGAAGCGAGGUCGCAUUUGCACUGCUACUUCUGGCCGAUGUGUAAUUUCACAAUUGACAUUGGUACUGCAUCACCUCCUAGACUGUUACGGCACUUGACAAGGCAUAAUCAACACUUAGGGACAACGAUUUAUCAGGUGAAAGAACAGUCUACCUCUUUACUAUCAGAGCUGGGUGGUGCAGCACAGAGGAAGCGUGGACGUCCACCGAAGCACUCCCGGGAUAUCCAUAUCCCUCGAUUGGAUAUCUCACCGGAGAGAUGUGUGGACGACCAUCCUAAUGUGCUUCUCACAAUGGAGGACUUUCUGUCCAAAGCGGAUAUGAUUGUUGGGGGCCUUAAGUUCUUCCCUGCUGAGGGUCCGUCCUGCGUGGAUCGUUGCUGUCCUUUCUACAUCACCAAACAGAGUCACUUCCAUUGCAUUCGACCUCGUUGUCACCUGGCUACAACCAACUUGGCCGUCGCGAACUCCCAUCGACGGGAAUUCCAUGCUUACGUCAUGAUUGAGCCGGGAUACGAGUACUUCGAUAGGUCUAUCGACUGUCGACGUCCAGCAUGCUACGCGAAAAGGGACACUGCGCACUACCACUGUCUUCGUCCACGAUGUGGUUACUCGUUUGUUCGAGUGAGUAAGAUGAGACAGCACACUGAGUUUCAUGAAGGUGGUGGUAACGCAGCAAGUGGCACUAGUGGCUGCGGAGUUGGAAGCGUGGAAAAAGGCGAGGAUAUUAUAGACCCCUAUUUUUACCGAACGCCGCCAAUUCUGCCCCCACUGGGGCUAGAAAAGGGUGGUGCCAUGGGAGAUUUUAUGCCAUUUCUGAUGCGAAUUCUUGCAGAACAGGUUAUUCCAAUAAAUAAGCCGGAGGUGACGGUGAACCUUCCGCUGGAGACAGUGGAAUCGAAUUCAACUGAGAGUGAGGAUAAAAUGGACUGGAAUGAAACAGCAGACAAGGAGGAAGUAGCGGAAGAGGUGACGACGGCGGUAGUAACCAACAAUUUAAUUACAAUGGAGGAGGAGGAUCAAGGUACGGAGAAGUUGGAAGCAGAUGAGACUGCGGUUGCGGUAAAUGCGAAAUCUACUUAG